Sinocyclocheilus grahami is the source of this 1001-nucleotide messenger RNA. Its product is annotated as nuclear pore complex protein Nup205-like. Gene Ontology annotation, biological process: nuclear pore organization. The record is from RefSeq and is a predicted model, not a curated record. Lineage: Eukaryota; Metazoa; Chordata; Actinopteri; Cypriniformes; Cyprinidae. The coding region runs from base 48 to 1001 and encodes 317 amino acids. Gene Ontology annotation, molecular function: structural constituent of nuclear pore. The transcript has 8 exons. Gene Ontology annotation, cellular component: nuclear pore inner ring; nuclear pore.
ACCUGCCUUUCAUUCUACCAGAGAAUGAGAUUGCUGCUCUGUCUCAGAUGUCCUGGCUGAUGAAGACUGCAGCCAUUGAGCUCAGAGUGACCUCACUGAACCGUCAGCGCUCUCACACACAGAGACUGCUCAACCUCCUCCUGGAUGACCAGCCAAACACAUUACAUGCCGCAGAUGGAGAGACAGGCAUGGAAGAGGAGAGUAGAUCAGUCAGUGGUUUCCUGCAUUUUGGCACCGUCUCCAAAGUACGCGGGAGGCUGCUGAGUGUUUUGGAUGCCAUAGACUUCAGUCAGGAGGCCCCGGAGCUUCUGCAGCUGGACUUCUUUGAGCGUGCUCAGAUUGAGCAGGUCAUCACCAACUGUGAACACGUCAACGAGCAGGGACACACGGUCUGCAACGUCAAGUUGCUCCAUCGAGUUUUAGUUGCCGAGAUCAAUGCACUGCAGGGCAUGGCGGCCAUUGGGCAAAGACCACUGCUGUUGGAGGAGGUGAACUCAAUCCUGCAGCAGGUGGUGGAGAGGAACCGCGUGCGGUGUAGUCUCAGUGCAAAGCGUCAUGCUCUGCAGAGCUGGAGGAGUCUGGUGGAGACCAUCCUCACGGCCUGUCCUUCAGAGCUCAUCCCAGCCGACCAGCGCCAGCUGAUCAUCAGAGACCUGCUGCUGGAUCUGCACGACAAGGUGUUAUCAGAAGAUGCUGCUGGUGAAUUGAUGCCAAUUGUAGCCGGGGCGGUCUUCACAUUAACAGCACAACUCAGCCAAUCGGUGCUGUCUGAGCAGCAGGGGGCGGGGCCUCAUGGUGGCUCUGGAUCAGGAUUUGCUUCAAUCGCUAACUCCGCCCUCCACCUCAUCCUAAGGAAGCUACUGGAUUUUAUCUUGUGCACAGGUGGAGGUUUCCAGCGUCUAAGGUCUCACCUUUAUGGCGCUCUGCUCUACUACCUGCAAAUUGCCCAGAAACCUGAGGAGCCAGAGACACUCCAGACAGGUAUAGAAACACGGAUAUGA